Australozyma saopauloensis is the source of this 1764-nucleotide messenger RNA. RefSeq lists its product as uncharacterized. NCBI's taxonomy places the organism in Eukaryota, Fungi, Ascomycota, Pichiomycetes, Serinales, Metschnikowiaceae. Gene Ontology annotation, molecular function: poly-pyrimidine tract binding; pre-mRNA 3'-splice site binding. Bases 1 to 1764 code for a protein of 587 amino acids. Gene Ontology annotation, cellular component: U2-type prespliceosome; commitment complex; U2AF complex. The record is from RefSeq and is a predicted model, not a curated record. The transcript has a single exon.
AUGAAUUCAGAGUCAAACAGUAGAAAUCACAAUGAUCAGUCGCGUCGUUCAGACCACCCGUCGCAAAAUGGAGAGCGCAUAAGAGACACCAGAGGAGAUAUCCGCCAGUACAACCAAGGAUACUCUCGAAGAAGGUCCCCCAUGCCGCCACGUGAUGCACCAUACAAUGGCUCGUAUGGAGAAAGCUCCAGAGAUAACUAUAGAAGUUCGGAAUACGAUAGAUACGGCGAUUCCUACCGCAACAGCUCUCGUGGUAGAUAUGACCAAAGAGAUAAUGGAAGAGGAAGAGGAUUCAACGAGAGAGACGGAUAUCGGGGAAGGGCGAAUAGAAACGACGAUGGGCGCGGCUACCGGAACGAAGAUUCUCGGGGCCAAAGUCCGUCCAGAAACAGAAGGCAUGGCCAUCAAGAGCUGCCGCAAAACCUCUCUGAGGAGGCUUUGUUUGAACGAUAUGAAAAGAAACUCAUUCACUUACUAGAAUUCCCAACUCUUAAAACAUUCCCUUUGAAGUCCAGUAGAUGGGGCGAGAAGCCAAAGGCAUUUGAGAAUGUCACGGCGCAGAGAGCGAAACUCAGUGGAUAUUUCCAGCUUCCAACUGCACAAAGUUCAGGGGAGACAAAGUUGGAAGAUCUCAUGAAAUCAGGCAAUAUUCCGGAUGAUGUCUUGAAGGCACAUCUGAAGAUUGACCCAAUAGAUUCCCGGGCCUCGCGGAUUGUUUUGGUCAAAGACGUAGACUUGCAGAAAGUAUCACCUCUGAAGUUGGCACAGUACAUCAACAAGUUUCUUCGCCUCGCUGAGCUCCCAGGAAUUAGUUUGGAUGACAACAUUAAGCGUACAGAAAUAUCUCGGGCUCAUGGAACAGUAAUUUGUGAGUUCAAAAGCCCUUCUGCUGCCACCUUAUGUUUGUGUCUCAAUGGAAAAACUGUUCUGGGACGUGAUUUGGAGGUAGAAGACAGAAAUGACGACUUUGACAUGAUCCUCAACUUAGCACGGCCUCAGGAAUACGUUGUUCAAUGUCUACCACCCAAAGACAGGCAGUCUAAGGAACUUGUCUUCGAUGUUGUCGACAGUCCAUGCAAAUUGUCGCUUCUCAUUGACAAGGAGACAACAGAAACCAACUUACAAGACGCUUUGAAUGAGAUUGCGCCACUUAGGGCGUUCAAAUUGCUCCGUGAAAUUGGAACCAAAGAAGCUCUCGGAAUCGCUUUCGUUGAAUUCUACAUGAACAACGAAAAAUUUCCAGAUGUCGUUGCGACAGUCAAAGGGACCAGGGAAUAUGUUGAGAAGAUUAAUGAGCUACCGAUGGUGGAGAAGGCAUUCUUUCUGUGCCUCGAAUUCUCAGAAGGCGGCAAGCUUCUAACGAGCGUUCAGGAUUGCUUCAUUGAGCUCAAUACAUUGAAGGGCCUCGUGAGAAAUAAGUUUGUGCAAUUUCAUGCUAAGGAGAAAGUCAUUGAAUUAGUCAACAUUCUCACUGCAGCCGACUACGCUUCAAAAGAAACCAUGAAUUUUGUCAAAGAAGACGUGAAAGAGGAAGCUUCUAAAUUUGGAAAGGUUGUCUCCAUGCAUAUUCCACAGCCAGACUUGCCAAUUAUCCCUGGAACAAGUAUCGAGAGACAACCAGGAAUUGGAAAAAUAUUUAUUGAAUACGAAGAUGAAAGCACGGCCCUCAAGGCUCUCAUGGGCAUGGCUGGGCGUUGCUACAACGACAGAACUAUCAUUUGUGCAUUUUUCAAUCACCAGGAUUAUCUAAAGGGUAUAUUCUAA